Messenger RNA from Periophthalmus magnuspinnatus, 3005 nucleotides. It is a transcript of the gene dtx1, whose product is annotated as deltex 1, E3 ubiquitin ligase. Gene Ontology annotation, cellular component: nucleoplasm. The record is from RefSeq and is a predicted model, not a curated record. The transcript has 11 exons. Bases 642 to 2546 code for a protein of 634 amino acids. NCBI's taxonomy places the organism in Eukaryota, Metazoa, Chordata, Actinopteri, Gobiiformes, Gobiidae. Gene Ontology annotation, biological process: Notch signaling pathway; protein ubiquitination. Gene Ontology annotation, molecular function: zinc ion binding; ubiquitin protein ligase activity.
AGUGUGGGGUCCCUAUCAUAGGCUCUCCUUACAGGUGCGCUUGGACCACCGUGCGUAAUAGUGAGCAACAAGAAAUGCGCAUAUACUCCACGAAUGCAUGAUGUAAGCAUCACAGAGAAAAGUGCGUGACUACAACUGGUCAUCUAUGCAUCCUAUUUAGUAAAACCGUGGAACUGGGGCACACAUUCACUUCAACAGCGGACCAACAAGCUGAUGUGAUCGGCACCACAUACACGGUAAUAAAAACGACGUUUCGGCGCCAACCUCGGAUCACUCGAGCUACAGGAGCCUUUGAAUCUGAAAUGCAGCGUUUACCUGGCAGAUGUGGACGACCACCGCUGCAGCCUACAGGUUUUGUCUAGGUCCUGUGGAUCUAGUGUCAUUUAGUCUUGAGGGACAAACUAGGGAGAGAAGAACGCCUCUUCCAUCUCCACUGCGAUUUAACCCACACUGUCACAAUGCCUUUUUGACACCAGUAUGAGUUGACUGAGGACUACAACUGUUAGAAGCUGACAGAAGCUUUUUGUUCGCUGUUACUGACAAAACAUGUUUCUCAGUGAGAGCUGAUUGAAGCUGCAGUGGUGUAGUAGGCCAGGACUAAACUAGCAGCUGAAGCGCAGACACCACGCACAACAGAGAAGAUGGCUCGUCCGGGAUCAGGGCUCAACGGGCUGGGAUAUCCCCCUCAGAAUCUGGCCCGUGUGGUGGUCUGGGAAUGGCUGAAUGAACAUGGGCGCUGGAGACCGUACAGUGCUGCUGUGUGUCACCACAUUGAGAACGUUUUAAAGGGGGACGCCAGAGGGACAGUGGUGCUGGGACAGGUGGAUGCACAGCUCUCCCCUUACAUCAUAGACCUACAGUCCAUGCACCAGUUUCGACAAGACACAGGCACCAUGAGGCCAGUGCAGAGGAACUUCUAUGAGCCUUCAUCAGCUCCGGGGAAAGGUGUAGUGUGGGAAUGGGAGAACGACAACGGUUCAUGGACGCCAUACGACAUGGAGAUCUGCGUCACCAUCCAAAAUGCCUAUGAGAAGCAGCAUCCCUGGCUAGACCUCACCUCUCUGGGCUUCUGCUACCUCAUUGACUUCAACAGCAUGGCUCAAACCAACCGCCAGAGCCAACGCAAACGCAGACUACGCAGACGUAUGGAUUUGGCAUACCCUCUCAUCAUGGGAUCUAUACCCAAAUCUCAAUCCUGGCCCGUGGGUGCGAGCUCUGGUCAGCCCUGUUCAUGUCAACAAUGUAUUCUGGUCAACAGUACACGAGCAGCUUCCAAUGCAAUCCUUGCUUCUCAAAGACGAAAAUUGUACGGGCAAGGAGGGAAUGCAGGCGCUACAGGGACAACCGUGCGGCAAAGCAACACAUUCGCUGGGACUUCUCUCUGGUCAUCAACAACCAACUCCUCAGGCACAAAUGACAAUAACAUUAGUGUAGGGGGAGGACAAGCCAAAGCUGAACAGGUGCAAGUGCCACUGUCCAAAGCCAACUUCCCCUGCUCCCCUGUGAUGCCCUCGCUCUCAUCGCACGGCCACCACGCACUCACCAUCAACGGGCAGAACAACCUGAACCGGCCAGGCACCCAGCGGAUUUCCAUGGGUACAGCCAGAGGAUCCAUCCCUCCGGGUGUUCCUGCUCUCCCGGUGAAGAAUCUCACCGGAUCCGGACCAGUACAUCCAGCACUCGCAGGUAUGACAGGUAUCCUGAUGUGCGCUGCAGGUUUACCCGUUUGUCUGACGAGAGCCCCCAAGCCCAUCCUACACCCACCUCCCAUUAACAAGAGCGACCUAAAGCCUGUCCCGGGGAUCAACGGCAUGCGGCGCAAAACCAAAAAGAAGCACCUGAGGAGAGGAAAAAAUCCUGAGGAUGUUGUGAGACGAUAUACAGACAAGAUUAAAGUCGCACCAGAUGAAGACUGUACCAUCUGUAUGGAGAGGCUGUCCAUGGCGUCGGGAUAUGAGGGCGUCCUGCAGCACAGAGGCAUCAAGCCAGAGCUGGUGGGCAAACUUGGCAAGUGUGGUCACAUGUACCAUCUGCUGUGCCUGGUGGCCAUGUACAACAAUGGCAAUAAGGAUGGCAGUCUGCAGUGCCCCACAUGUAAAACCAUUUAUGGGGAAAAAACGGGAACGCAGCCUCCUGGGAAGAUGGAGUACCAUGUGAUCCCCCACUGUCUCCCUGGAUACCCAGACUCCAAAACCAUCCGCAUCGUCUAUGACAUUCCUGCUGGCAUCCAGACCAAUGAGCAUCCCAACCCUGGAAAGAAGUUCAGUGCAAGAGGCUUUCCGCGACAUUGCUACCUCCCUGACAAUGACAAAGGCAGGAAGGUUUUGAAGCUGCUGAUCAUGGCCUGGGACCGCCGCCUUAUCUUCACCAUCGGGACGUCCAGCACCACGGGGGAAUCGGACACAGUGGUGUGGAACGAGAUUCACCACAAAACUGAAUUUGGCUCCAACCUGACGGGCCACGGCUACCCAGACCCCAACUAUCUGGACAAUGUCCUCACUGAGCUGGCAGCGCAAGGGGUUGGCGAGGACAACUUAAAGGAGUGAUGAGUGGGCUACAACUGCUUUGCUGAUUCGCCGUUCAUGCCAGGGAGCAUUGCAUGAUGGUCCAACAUGCCGCCCACAAACUCAGACUGUGGAAGUGGCAAAAGAGCAACCACAUGAUAUGGUUAUGAGUAAUAUUUUGAUUCAUGUAACCAGAGAUUUCCCCUGUGAGCAUGUAGUUCACACCAUAUUUAAAGGUGUAAGAAUGUACUGACAUGGUCCAAUGUUGGCAGCUGGAGGUCAGUGGAUGUUAAUUGCUUGUCGCGUUGCUUUUGUAGUGAUGAUGACGGUGCUGACUUUCUGUGUAAAAGUGGAAAGAUGUCAGAUGGCUAACGCCUCAAAAUGAAUGUUAUUCACAAUAACGUUUCCACACAGUGAUGUUGAAGGAUAUGCUGUUUUUAGGCUAAAAAUAUAGCACUGAUUUUGAGGUUAAAUGAAUAAUUUUACCCUAUUUUGCAAAUU